Octodon degus (degu) is the source of this 942-nucleotide messenger RNA. RefSeq names its product olfactory receptor 2A1/2A42. The transcript has a single exon. The coding region runs from base 1 to 942 and encodes 313 amino acids. The record is from RefSeq and is a predicted model, not a curated record. Gene Ontology annotation, biological process: G protein-coupled receptor signaling pathway. Lineage: Eukaryota; Metazoa; Chordata; Mammalia; Rodentia; Octodontidae. Gene Ontology annotation, cellular component: membrane. Gene Ontology annotation, molecular function: G protein-coupled receptor activity; olfactory receptor activity.
AUGAAAGAAAAUGAGACAGAGGUCACAGAAUUCAUCCUAAUGGGCUUUUGUCUUGGCACCAAGAUUCAUAUCGUCCUUUUUGGGGUUUUCUCUCUCUUCUACGCCUUCACCCUGUUGGGGAACGGGCUCAUCCUGGGCCUCAUCUGCCUGGACCGCAGGCUGCACACCCCCAUGUACUUCUUCCUCUCCCACCUGGCCAUCGUGGAUAUCGCGUACGCCUGCAACACGGUGCCCCAGAUGCUGGUGAACCUGCUGAGCCCAGCCAAGCCCAUCUCUUUUGCUGGCUGCAUGACACAGACCUUUUUCUUUUUGGCUUUCGCACACACUGAAUGUCUGCUCCUGGUAGUGAUGUCCUAUGACCGCUAUGCAGCCAUCUGCCACCCUCUGCGCUACUCUGCCAUCAUGGGCUGGAGGCUCUGCAACACUUUGGUGACCACUUCCUGGGCAUGUGGCUCGCUUCUGGGGCUGCUUCACACAAGCCUCAUCCUUAGGCUGCCCUUCUGUGGGCCUAAUCAAAUCAACCACUUCUUCUGUGAAAUCCUCUCUGUUCUCAAACUGGCCUGCGCUGACACCUGGAUCAACCAAGUCGUCAUCUUUGCAGCCUGUGUGUUCAUCCUAGUGGGACCCCUGUGCCUGGUGCUGGUCUCCUACUCGCGCAUCCUGAUGGCCAUCCUGAGGAUCCAGUCAGGGGAAGGCCGCAGGAAGGCCUUCUCCACCUGCUCCUCACACCUCUGCGUGGUGGGGCUCUUCUUUGGCAGCGCCAUUGUCAUGUACAUGGCCCCCAAGUCCCGCCACCCUGAGGAGCAGCAGAAGAUCCUUUUCCUGUUUUAUAGCUUUUUCAACCCCAUGCUGAACCCUCUGAUCUAUAGCCUGAGGAACUCAGAGGUGAAGCGUGGCCUGAGGGGGGCGCUGUGCAAAGCAAGUCAUUCCCAGGAGCUGUGA